CGCCUGGGCAGCAGUUGAACGACAACAAGUCUGAUCACAUCCAUAAACUAAAGGAUAUUCAGCAAUUCAGGGAGGUUGUAAGCAACAUCACAGCAAUGCUUCGUCGAGACAGUAUGAAAGUUGUUUUCGUCGGACAUACAUCAAAUGGGAAAUCAACGGUCAUCAAUAGUAUGCUGGGGCAGAAGGUGCUGCCAAUGGGAAUAGGCCACACCACCAGCUGUUUCUGCAGUGUAACAGGUACAGACGAAGAACCCUACAUCAUAUUGGGCCACGAACCCAAGGCGAAGAAUAGCAACUCUAUAAGGUUGAAUCGGGUGCAACGAUCAGACUCGCCCCCAAGCCCGCCACCCGAAAAGCGUAUGGCCAUAGAUAAUGUGAAGACCGUUGCCAAUGCGCUGUGUCCUGAGUCCGAUCAUGAUGCGUAUCAGUUUGUGCGGGUAUUCUGGGAUAAACGAAAAUGCAACCUGCUCGGCGAUGGUGUCUUAUUUGUUGACACUCCAGGUCUAGACAUCGACGAAAACUAUGAUAACUGGAUUGACAAAUUUUGUAUGGAUGCUGAUGUCUUUGUGCUGGUUGCUAACGGAGAAUCGACUAUCAAACACACGGAAAUGAAUUUCUUCACGAAAGUCGCCGAAAAGCUAUCGCGACCGAAUGUGUUUAUUCUUUUCAAUCGAUGGGAUGGGUCUGAUAUGGAGGACGAUGUUACGCCUGUACAAGAGCAGCACAAAGACCGGGUACGCUCGUUCUUCAAGAAAGAACUGCAGCAGGACGCGAACAUUAUAGAUAAACGCGUAUUCUUUGUGUCCGGGAAGGAGGUCCUGACGCACAGGACUAAGCCAGAUAAGAGUGUAGUAAAGGAAUCUAACCCCAGCCCAAUGGGCCGAUACAACGAGUUCGAACGGUUCGAACACGAAUUCGAACAGUGUAUCUCCUUGUCUGCCAUACAGACAAAGUUUGAGGGUCACGUGGUGCGAGGAUCUGACAUUGUGGUGAAGCUGAGCGAAUGGGUGAAGAGAGUGACCUACACGGUUAAGCUACAGCGGAGGGAGUGUGUGUCGAGGCUGGCUGUCCGCAAAAAACAAAUUGAAGCGUUGGAUAAUCAAAAGGAGGCAUCUGUUAGAAGAUGCGAGCAAAUCAUUUCCGCGAUGACUCGUGAUAUUUCCGAUAUGUUCGACAAAGAGCUCAAGACGGUGCUUGAUCACAACCUCGCACGCAUAGUCAAGCGAUUCGACUACGCAAUAUUCAGGCCACACAAUAUGGUAUCGUACAAGAAGCGACUCUAUGAGUACUUGUGCACAGAGUUGCUCAUGGAAUUAGAGCAAGUGUGUACUGAGACUCUCAACAAGAGGUAUACCGAAGCCAUACGCGACAUGGAGGAGGAAAUGAGCAGCAUGGUAAGCUCUGGACUGAACAGUGGGUUGGGUGUGAGCAACAUGAGCCUGCAGUCGCAGGCGCGGCUGAAUGAGGAAAGUAGAGCAGGGAACGGUGAGUCUUCCAGCAGUGGGUAUGAGCAACAACAGGCUACCACCAGCUCAAACGGCUACUCUGGUACUAAUUCAGCACUAAACCUGAGCGAGAGAGACAGUGCCACUCGUCACGAAAACGAAGCGACCCUUGCGGCACCCCCGGGUGUGGUGCGUGUGCUGGAAGGGGUGUUCACCACUGAAGUGAUGUCCGGGUUUAAUGAAGAUAUCGACUUCUACUUCUCACUAGGGUGGCGUUCGAUCGGCCCGCGCUUACUGGGUUACAGCACGUUUAGGGCAGUAGACUCGCUGUUCAUGGGCUCUGGGCCGCAGGCGGGGGGCGCUGCGAAUGGUCACGCAGCACCUAGCGGUGUUGGGUUGUCCAGCACCGAGAUGACUGUGGGGGGAGUGGCAGUCAUUGUGCCACUUGUGAGCCAACUGACUAUGUCGAGUAUCAUCACAUGCGCAACACUGAGCUUCACAGUCCUGUCUAAGCCCAGUGUGUGGAAGGCGGUGGGUGUGGCAACAGGGGCGUAUACGUUGCUGUAUACUGUGGAGUUCAUGACGUACACUAACUCAGCGCGAGAACGGCGCCUGAAACAGCAGGUAAUUGAUUAUGCCUACGAUAAGUUCUUGAGUAAUGCGAGCUAUUCGACAUCAAAUGUGGCCCAGCACUAUAAGGUAGGGGCGAGGAUAGUGCUGGAUGAUCUGAAAUGUCAGAUAAAUGAGCACAAGAGCACCAUGUUCAAGGAGAAGGGCAUUCUUGAAAAGGCUAUGCAGACACUGGCAAAGCUGGUCAACGGGGGGGAUAGCGUCGUCGCGCACUCGGACGAGAUUGUGAAAGCAUUUGAAGAGUACUCGCAACGGUUUAUCGCGGAUGUAUAAACCCCCCGCGAGAAGCUGUAUCCGUGAAUAUGUCGACAUGUGGUGUUACACUUGCUGGAAAUAGGCUCAGCGAGGGUAUUUAAAUGUCUAAUGUAUACCCUAGUAAUCAGCGCAACGGGAAGGGCGCAAAGAACCAAAUGCCUUCACGUAUAGCACACGUGUAUGUGCAUAUGCUUAUCGGCUAAUAGGAAUUCUGCGUGCACAUUGCUGGUCAGGCAUACUUCAUAUAUAUAUAUAUAUAUAUAUAUAUAUAUAUAUAUAAUAAAUAAGAGCAUGUGUGGAGCGAUUGUUAAUUAAAGUGCCACGAUUGUGAGGGAGAGGCUUUCAGAAAUAGAUAUACGCUCUCAUCAAAAGUAGCACAAUUAACCGGCACAGGAAUUUCACCGCGAUAUCAGUGGUACAUUCUACGGAGACGGAGACAAACUUGUCAGAUCAGGGGUAUGGAUAGCGCGCUGGCCUGCUAUUGGCCUUUAUUAGUCUAUUUACAUGCUGAUGGCUGAACUUUAGUGGGUUUUCUAGUGCUGGGGAUUGUCUGAGCAUAUUUACUGUAGUCUAUAUGCACACCCCGGGUGCUUCUUUUCUGCAACUUCGUAGUCCAACUGAAUUGUAGGAAGCAACGAACUUAGACUAGUUCAAGUAAAACAGGAAUAUUAGUUACCACGUUG
Sphaeroforma arctica JP610 is the source of this 3013-nucleotide messenger RNA. RefSeq lists its product as hypothetical. The record is from RefSeq and is a predicted model, not a curated record. The transcript is spliced from 5 exons. Gene Ontology annotation, molecular function: GTP binding; GTPase activity. Gene Ontology annotation, cellular component: mitochondrial outer membrane. The coding region runs from base 96 to 2348 and encodes 750 amino acids. Lineage: Eukaryota; Ichthyosporea; Ichthyophonida. Gene Ontology annotation, biological process: mitochondrion localization; mitochondrial fusion.